This is a messenger RNA of Effrenium voratum, 1980 nucleotides long. Lineage: Eukaryota; Dinophyceae; Suessiales; Symbiodiniaceae. The record is from the annotation of a GenBank genome assembly.
AGCAACGGAAGGGUCAGGGCCGGCCCCGCAAAGGGCCACGCAGGGGCCGCCCACAUGGGCGGCUGCCAGGGCUCCAGGACGCGUGUGGAGGUGCCCAAGAACACCUCGAAGGUCUCGGAGGCAGCCUUGUCCGAUUUGUCCCAAUCGCCAGACUCAAGGUCACAAGGCGAGCGGGGCAAGUUGGCACCAGGCGCCAAGGCCGAUUUUCCGAAGCUCUCUCAACAUGAUGUGCAGCUACAACUCAGUCCCGGGCAAAUCCGUGACAAGUAUGAGAUCCUGGCUGUUCUGGGCAGCGGCUCGUUCGGUGAAGUUAGAGAAGUCCGAGUGAGAAACUUCCCGGACAAGCUGCGCGCCGUGAAAAUCACCGAGCGCCAGGAGGACAAGGCGGACAAGUCUGAGAAGGGCCAGAAGAAGCUGGACUCCUUAGCCAUGUUUCGCCGAGAGGUGGAGCUUCUGAGGUCUCUGAAGCACCAGAAUAUCGUGCGAGUAUGGGACGUAUACGAGACAUCUCACUUCUUCUACGUUGUCAUGGAUCUCUGCAGAGGGGGAGAGCUUUUUGACAUGAUCAACGAGAUGGAUCGCCUCCCAGAGUCGGACACCGCAGUCAUUGCAAAGCAGCUGCUAGGUGGCAUCGACUACAUGCACAGCAAGGGUGUGAUGCAUCGUGACAUCAAAGCAGAGAAUGUGCUGCUGACGGAGUGGUCCCCCACCGCUGUGGUGAAGAUUAUCGACUUCGGCAUCGCUGCCAGGUUUCAACGCGGAGAGAUGUUCGACAAAAUCUCCGGCUCACCUCAGUACAUGGCUCCGGAGCUGGUGGGUCAGAGAUAUGACUACCGGGUGGAUAUGUGGGCAUUUGGUGUUCUCAUGUACUUCACCCUCUACGGGCGCUAUCCCUUUGAUGGGGGCAACGUUCGAGAGAUUUUGCUGACGGUUCUCCACGGAACCGUCGACUGGGACAGCGAUGUGCACCUGGACACGAAGACGGUGGGCUUUUUAAAGGGCUGCCUGCAGCGGAAGCCGCGGAAGCGCACCACGGCCAAGGCUGCAUUGAGCAGCCCAUGGAUUAUCAGUGCCAGGAAGCCGGAUGCGGAAAAGAACCGUGAGCCGACAGAGAUGAACAUCUCUCCCGAACUGCUUUUGAAUGGAGGCAAGAAGGCGGCCGGUGUCACCGCGGCGAAGCCUGAGGAAGGCACGGCCGCUUCCGGCGCCGGCGGAACACGCCAGCGGACGGCUCGGGUGCAGCAGGACCUCUCGGCUUCACGUCAGGACCUGGAUCCUGCGCAGUUGGACGACGGGCCGACGCAGGACGAAGAUCAAGGCAAAGUGGAAUUUAUGGUGGACCCGAACCAGGCGUUGGAGUUCCAGGACAUGUACUUUGAUUGGAAGCGGCAAACGUCGACUGAUAGUACGUCCUCUGCGGCUUCCCAGAUGUACCCUAUGAGAAUGGACGAGGAGGAUGAUGAGGAUAUCAAGCGGAUGAAGGCCGAGCUGGCGGGGGAGUGUGAAGAUGACCUCAGCCCAGAAGCUGCAGGUUUACCGCCGGUGGCAGCUGUCCGUAUAGGAGAAGGUGGUAGCCGGUCAGGAGGCCUGCAGGCCUUGUCGGUGGUGCCAAGUUCUCCUGCCUUGGGCAGCAGACCAGACAAGCUGGCUCCUCUCUUCCCGGAUACCUUGAAAGCUCGCCUCUCGAAGAAGCCAAUGCCGGCCACCGUGGCGGUGAAACUGCUGGAGCCGGCGAAAGUCCACGGCGAGGCUGGCUACUGGGGCAAGGCCGCCAGUAUCUAUGCCAAGGAUUUCUUCCAUGUGGAGGCGGACAAAGAGAGCAAGGUCGCAGCAGUGAAGAGCCGCAUUUGCAGGCACCUGGGAUUCGAGCAGCAGAUGCAGCUCAUCCUCUUUGGUCGAGAGCUGGAUGAUGAGCGGAGUCUCGGGAGCUACGGCCUGGGUAACGUCGAGGACCCCUUACUGCACGCCAUCCCUUGCUGA